ACUCUGUUUCUCUGUCUCUACAGAAGCAUGAGUCAAUAGCUUCACGGGUUUACUUCCACUUGAUCAUUCUCCAGAUCCCUCUCUUCAGGGUUCCAUGUAGAUCAGGAAUGUGUAUGUCGCCCAUCCACAUGACGUCAUCUCAGUUGAUUUCUAGUGAGAUCUUUCCUGUUCCAAUGAUUAAGGCUCUACUAUACCCUGGUGCUAUCGUCAAUGGUCUUGCCACCAACAUGACGUUUCCAAAGUGGGAUAAUGUGUUGGAUCUUUACAAUCUCACCAAUGUCAAAGAUGCAUCUGCAGUCUCUGAUCUUCAGCGCCUAGAGGUUCUUGCAGGGACCUACUUUUCUGUAGCUGGGGCCUUUGUGGGUUUGCUAAAGCCCGGUAGUAUGGGGAUGUUUGGAUCGUUACUGCUAGUUUGGGGUCUUGUCAAAGAAGGGAUCUUAAAGAAGCUAAUGAAUACUGACCCGUCCAGCACCGUUUACGUGGACCCAACCAUGGUGAUUGCGAUGAUCUGCGCUCUCUAUAUGAUAAAUUAUAACUUGAAGAAAGCUACGAGGGCCGCUCCUACUCAUCCAAUUGCUAAGCCACUCAUGAGCUCUUCAAAAUCUAAGCUCAAUAGUCAGUAUCUUUCGAUAUCAAAGAACAUGAACACAGUUUUCAGAUACCCGAGUCCUGAGGAAUGGCUCUUCAACAGUUACUACAGUUAUCUGGACGCUUACAGCUUGCUACAACUCAACUCAGAUACAUAAAGCUGCUGGGAAUGAAACUCAAACAACAGUUCAUGAGCAAGAGAUUGAUGAAAGUGAAGAUGAUGAAGAACAUGUAGAAGAGCAUUUCGGAGAAUGAUAACGAUUCCAUUUCAUAUUCUUCGCAUUUUUGGCUUGUGAACUAAAUUGUUUCCAUCUAAAUCUUGCCUACGGUUUUACUGCAGAUGAUAACUUGAUGGAAGAGAUGUGAGCUAUAAUGAUGAAGAUAAGAGAAGAGAAAGAAGCGUUGACGCUUCUCACUAUUCUGUAUUUUUGACAGAGGAAACAAACCUAUUUUAUUUGCCCUCUCAUAUUAGACAUUGGAUUAAGUGUUACUUAUUAGUAUACCAAAGGCUUUGAAUA
Messenger RNA from Brassica napus (rape), 1106 nucleotides. RefSeq lists its product as uncharacterized. The record is from RefSeq and is a predicted model, not a curated record. Bases 108 to 746 code for a protein of 212 amino acids. The transcript is spliced from 5 exons. Lineage: Eukaryota; Viridiplantae; Streptophyta; Magnoliopsida; Brassicales; Brassicaceae.